GCCUGAUUAAAAGGGCUCAGCCACAUGCUUUCAUUCAUUCACCGCUGUCUCUUGUCUGUCCGUUUUCGACAGCUUUUGCUGGCUUUUGCCGCUUUUGCAGUUGGCUCAUGCACUUGUUCCUGCGCUGUGCUGCCCGAAUGCCUGCGCGUACUCAAGCGUGCGGAAACCCACACACCUGUCUCCGCGCGCUCACCGCUCAACGCCGGAGCCCGUACUGCCCGUACCUCGUCCACGGGCCCACACCGCCGGUUCCGGCAGGUCCCUUCCCCGCUUCCUCAGUGCGCACACCGCCGCGACGCCGCGAACCGACAGCGGCGACGAGGACUGUGGUUCCGCACGUCCACGCGCGGAGAGUACCAGCGCCGCAAAAAUCGACUGAUCGUGCGGAAAUUUGGCGUCGACCGCGACUCUUGGCAGCUGGCGCUCCGACACGGUUCGCCGACGAGAUGCGCGUCUCCCCGUUUGACUGCUGAGAGCGUUUGACACGAGGAUGCCCGUCGACCGCCGCGGUGGGCUGGCCUCGUCGCUGUGGCCGGCGCUCUGCGUGCUGCUGUGCUGUCCCGUCCCGACGCCCAGCGCCAGCGGCCUGGACGAUGUGACCAGGCUGGCCGAGCUGGCCCUGGCCCGAUACCAGCCCCCGUUCAGCCCGGCUGCCAACGUCACCGAGAGCCUUCUCGCGCUGCUCGGAGCCCUGCAGGGAUCUAAGCUGACCGGCACCCUCGGCGCCGUCAACUGCACCAACGCGGACGGACUGGGCGCCGUACUCUGCGGCGCCGGCUCGGAGUGCCUUCCCGUGGGGGCCCUGGUGGCGGCUCUGCCUGCCGAGGGGACCCUUGCAGAGGCCCUCGCCCGCUUGUGCCCCCUGCUGCUGUUCCAGUUGCACCACCAGGACUGCUCCUUCACCCCUCCGCAGGUCAGAGGGCGGACGCGCCCCACCACUGGACAGGUGUGGGGCUUUGGCGUCCUGUCCGUGUUUGUGGUGAGCUGCUGCUCCCUGGCCGGGCUGGUGCUGGUGCCCUUCCUCAGCCACGGCCUGUACCACGUCCUGCUCAUGGUCUUCGAGGGCCUCGCCGUCGGUUCCCUGCUCGGCAGCGCCGUCUUCCACCUCAUCCCGCAGGCCUUCAACCUGCUGGGGCACGACCGGGAGCACGACUACCUGUGGAAGUCCCUUAUCGUGUUCCUGGGCAUCUACCUGUUCUACCUGAGCGACAAGCUCAUGCGCUUUAUCGCCGACUACCGACAGCGGCGUAGCAGCCAGAAGGCAGUUCUCUCCGUGGGCCACCCGCUAACCAACGGCUGCGUGCCCUCCGAGCCCAAGGUGGGCCACCCUGCAGAGCACCAGGGUCACGAGCAUGGCCUGCGCCCGGGGGACAGCGUGGCUGCGGUGGCCUGGAUGGUAAUUUUCGGGGACGGCAUGCACAACUUCAUCGACGGCCUCUCCAUCGGGGCUGCCUUCUCUGAGAGCCUGCUGGCAGGGGCAAGCAUCUCAGUGGCUGUCGUCUGCGAGGAGUUCCCCCACGAGCUAGGGGACUUUGCGGUGCUGCUUAGUGCGGGCAUGUCCACACGGCAGGCCGUGGCCUACAACUUCCUCUCUGCCCUGACCUGCUUCCUGGGCCUGGGCGUGGGCAUCCUGGUGGGGGACUUUACCCAGGGGGCGCCACACAUCUUUGCCCUCGCAGCAGGGAUGUUCCUCUACAUCUCCCUGGUGGCCAUGAUGGGGGAACUCAAUGAAGCCCUGGAGGCUGCAAGCGGGCAGGGCCUGCUGCAAUCGGUGCGUGUGUUCCUGCUGCAGAAUGUGGGCAUCAUUGUGGGUGUGGCCUUGCUCUUCCUCAUGGCCAAGUACAGCGAGAAGAUAGAUUUUGAGCCAGGAGCAAUGCCGCCGGGAGUGCGCAUCACGGCCGCCUCCCUGGGAGCGGGGACUCACAGCGGCGACUCCAGGGCUGUCUUUGGGGCUGUGGGUCUCUGACCAAGCUGCCAGAUCUACUCAGUUGCGGAACUGCCUGUAGACGCCGCUUCCAGGAGCGGUACUCUCUCUCUUUUCCAAAGGUUCACCUCCCGUCGUAUGAAGCACCACUGGUUGGGAUACGACUGCUACGGUAGCUAGUGUAUUACACAGAUUUUGAUGUGCAGCAUCUAGGUGGCACUUCACCGUGACUUCUAAAGCCACUUGAGAAAAUUCGCUUUUCGCAUUUCUUCUAAUACCCUAGUUACCUGGGAACCCUUAACCGCAGUUAAGUCUGACUUCUGCCGCACAUAACUGCAGUUAAAUGUGUAACUAGGGUUUAAAGGGGCAUUAAAGUGCGUUUUGAGAUACUCAUUUUAUGGUCAUAACUCAAUCUACGAGCACUAAGCAUCUUAAAAAAUUAAAUCAAAUCAAAUCAUUUUACUUUUUAAAGACAAGAUUACUCUCCUUGAAAUGGUCCCUGGUACAGAAGGCGAACGAGUCGCUCGACGCGGUACAUGGCCGACAUGAGGCAGGUCCAGCAGCACACAUGCAUGCACUUCAACACAAAAAAAAGAAAAAUACAGAAAAAAAGAUGGGAGAAAAAAAGUAGUCUGCACAUAUAUCAAUAACUGUAAAAAGACAGUUCAGGUUCACAUAAAAUAGAAGUUAUUACAUCCCAUAUCUACACCUACACUAAAACAUGAAAGACACGUAGUCCGUCACAAACAUCGCUUACGGUUUGUAGUAGAACGUAAGAAUGUUUACAGUGAAAAAUAUUAAAAGAGCAUCACACAAACGUUAGGUAAUGUCACAAGAAACCAGGAAUAUGUAUUACCGUAUGUAACAAGUCGUAAUUUCAAAUCUUAGACUAAAAAAGUGAUCAUAGUUCCCGACACGUACGGUUGGUGCAGAACAACAAAUGGCUCUACUGAACCUUGCUGAAUAUGGUUGAACGAUUGAUAGCGCUUGUCAGCCACUCGCGAGCGACAAGCUCACGCGCAAGUGAGCGGGGUUUGUGUGCCACUUACACAUGCGGGAACCCAUCGCUUGCAAGAAGCGGCUGACAAGCGCCGUCUGUUGUUCCACUAUAUUCAGCAAGGCAAGGUUCAGUAGUGCCAUCUGUCGUUUUGCAGCAACGGUAAGCGUUGCUAUUGUUGAUUGCUAUUUUAAUAUGCAAAUCUGUCGCACAUGAAUGUAAUUAUUUUUUUUUUGAAUAUGAUUAGAGCUCAUAGAUUGAGUUAUGACCACAAAAUGAGAAUCUCAAAACACUUUAGUGUCCCUUUAAGCACUAACAACUACUCUGGCACAAGCAUACAAGACACAUGGCUCGAGCGAGUGCUCAGCCACAAUUCACUUCCAAUACUGGCUCAUUUCAGUGCUGCGCCACCAUUUGCUUCCAAGAAGCACACGGGACAUGGCCCUCGUGCAUUGGCGGAUUUGACGCUACUUGUCAAAUGAACACAAACACAUUGGGGUGCUUUAGCUUCUCCAAAGAAUACAGUUUUGAGCUACCAGAUGACUCUUUAAUCGACGGGUGGUGGCUUUGGAAGGGAGAGGAAGGUUCCUUCUUUCGUAGGAGUUCCGCAACUGAGUUGGUCUAGUAACGUUGGCCUCCAACGACGGGGGACCAAGCAGUGUGUUUGGGGAGGGGGGAGGGGGGGGAUAGGGUCAUGCUCCGACCGAGGGACCGGCGGCAUAGCCCCCUUUAGGGCGUGCCCAACUUCACCCACGUUUCAGGACACAUGUUUGCUGUUGCAGGCAAUUUUAGCCCAGAUGUUGUCCGUUGCGUACUGCAUGACGCGCUCGCAUGUCGUUUUCUUUCCAAUUCUUUUGCAGCUGUGGUUUCAAAACGUUCGGAGGGUUUUAGUUGCCUUCGGACCCUGCGCAGCUUUUGUUGAGUCUCCUCGAUCGAGGUUGGCAUUCAGUGUGUUUCGAGCAUGGCCGAGAAAAAGCCUGGUUAGCUCGAGACAGGUACAGCUAGUCUUAGAGCGCACCGAGUCAUUUUAUGCGCACCUCACAGUUAUGCGAGGAUUAGAAGUGAAACGUUUCGCCGAAGCGAUUGUAUUUGUGAGGCUGUUGGUCGGCCUCAUCCCAUAGAUUGCGGGACGCCCAAACGCUCCUUCAACAGACCUGCUGGAGCGAAGUGAGUAAGUAACCAAUAGGAGGAGCGAUUCUUACGCUCCAAUUGGGUAGUUAGUUGCGCAAAACAAACUGCUAGUGCCGCAUAAUGAAGGACAGCACACAAAAGACCUGGACAAAGAAAAAACACUGAGCAAACAGAUGCUGACUCACAACUGAGAUUUAUUAUGAAAUAGAAGAAAGAGGAAACAAGUAGAAAAUAAAGCAAGGAAUUGUUGUCUACCGAAGUGUUGCGUACGAGUUUGCGGUCUUGUGCAAACGCCUCUCUGCGUGCUCGCACAGGACGAUGCAUUUCUACUCUGAAGCUCCUCAAAGGAACCCACUCAUUAUUAUGCCUCGUACAUAGUAAAACUAACGACACAUGGCACUAAGCCUGCAGAGUGUUCUAUUCUGAUUAGUACUUACAGGGGUUAGGGCAUGGCAAAAAUAAAAGAUGAGAUGAAUAUACUGCCAGGACCCAUCGUAUGUUCCUAUGAUCCGACUAAAUUUGUCUCGAAAAUGGCGCAAUAGUUUGGUAGAUAAAUGAAUUUCUGUGCAGGACCCUCAAACCCACCCGAUUCGACAAUGUGGUCGUGCUUGUUGGGUCGGUGACGACGUCCGCCCAAUGCGCAACGUCCCCUCGUACGCACUCGCAGACUUGGCUCUCUCGGCAUAUAGCGCUUCAGCUUGCACGUUUACCUUCCGUGUUUCAAGCACGCGGUUCGGAGACGGAGACAUCUGCGGCAUUGCUCAUUUCUUCGAAGUGUUCAACACUGAUUGCAGUAGCGACGAGAGUGAUGCUAUCAAAAGAUGUUGGGAACUGGUUCUUUUAACUUCAAACGGCUCGUGACCAGCUCCAGCGACGACGACGAGAUCAUUACAGAUGAACUCGCCGUCGCCUGCUACGAUCGCGCACAUGCAUGCAAGGUGGAAGGUCAAAAAGAAGGGAUGAGAGCGAGGGCGUGUGAUUGCACCGUGGCGAGGUAAUCAUGGGGUGCCUAGAAUGAAAGAGUUACACUAAGUAUGAUGAUGAUGUUGUUUAUGGGCACCAUGGUGAGCAUUGUUGCAUUGUUGCGUCGUCGUGAGACGAAAAUGAUCAACAUUCAUAAACUGAUUAUUUGAAUUACUAGAGCUGUGAAAAUCGCACAGCUUGAUGUACCUAUAUACUAAGUAACCCAUGAACAUUCCAUUUCAAGAAUAGUCUACCUGUGUAAUUUUUUGUGUCCUAACCCCUUUAACAUUGACGACGAGAACGGGAAACGAAGAGGAGAAAGAAUGUGAUUCCUUUGCUCGUUUGCAUUGUCUUUCUUCUCUUUCAUUAAUUUAUCUCAGCUGGGUGUCAGUGCCUGUUCCAUGUUACUUCUCUUUGUCCAUACCUUUUGUGAGUUGUCAUAUUUCAUUAUGUUUUAAAUGAUCACCACCCCACCCAGCUUACUACAUUACUGCUAGUUUCACCGAGCUGCAAUUAAUACGUCUCCAGUAGGAGAAAUAAUUUUGCUGCCUCCCUUAAUGCUCGAUUCAUCGUAAGGAAUGAAGCACUUCUUGCGAGAAAUUUCGCACAAAAAGUUUCCUCAUAAAGAAUUUCCCGUACAGUGCCCAGGUUCUCUGACUGCUGCAUGCACGAUGGUCUGAUAGAGUUAGUGUGAGAAUCUGCAUGUUCUUGCCUUUUUGUUACGGAUGUUGAUACGUUGUCGGAUGUUCUCGUUAAAAGUUGCAAGAUGUAUUCGCUCGCUCCUCCCAAGAAUGCCUGUGAGGUUCCCCCUCGGCGCUUCGGGGGGGGGGGGGGAAGCGUGUUGUCGGAGUAAACUGCGGGGCGAGAGACGGUGAAGGAGCAAUAAGCGACGGGCUCCGCAUAUCUGCAGUUGGGCAAUCCUCAGAAAAGGAGGACGGAUGGCUGACGGGGCCCAAUUUGAUGGAUAUUGUUGAAAGUGCAACGCAGCACGUACAACCACACUGCCAUUCUGCUCUCAUAUUCGUGGUGAAACUGGAGAAACCGACAUUAUGACCGAAACCAAUAUCGCCUAGAAGACAAGGACUGCAUUCUCUCCACCCCCAGACGUCGUCAUUAGUGAAUUCGUGCAGCACCGCCCAGCUUGCGUCAGCGUUGGCUACCGGUGCAUUUCGCAAUGAGGGCAAUGCUAGCAUGCGGCGGCACCGAGACUUACCUGCAUGCCGUUUUUAGGCGUCUCCUGUCAAGUUUCAAUGUGUUCGCGCUUGGGGCCGGUUGGAGGUCCGCUAACGAUGACGUCAUGCUUGGGCCUUGUCUUCUACGUGUUAUUGCAACGGGAGUAAUCUUGGCUGGGGUGCGUGCAUGAGGGCUGGCCUCCGUCUUCCUUUUUCGCAACGGCCCUCGGUAAAUCGAAGAAUAGUCGUCCGUGUCUCGUCUUUCACGCGUCUUUGUUCUUUUACUAAAAAGCAAAAGCAAGUACUUUACUGGGAAGCAAACUUUUUACUCUGCUAAUUCGCGUUAGCAUGGGUGCCUUCGGCAUGAAAUCCUUCCCUGGUAGUGUUUGCGAAUGCAUGUGCUGUCUCGUAGUCAAUUUGCCGGGACGGUCGUCUCGGCCGGCGCUCGCUCGGCUCGUGAUGACAGAGGGCGCCAGCCACCCCUCCUAAUUCAAAAGGGAAAACACUGAGACUGGGGCGCAUUCGGCAGUUCAAACUACUCAAAGCCUGUCUGUGCCCAUCCUCUAGUGUUAUGCGGAGUGAGAUGUAUUCCCUAGCAAAAUAUUUGACGAAGGGAUAUCCAUGAGAGAAUAUUUCCGAAAUUAUUUUGAAAUAAAAGAAUUUUAUUAAAGAA
Ixodes scapularis (black-legged tick) is the source of this 6860-nucleotide messenger RNA. RefSeq names its product metal cation symporter ZIP14. The record is from RefSeq and is a predicted model, not a curated record. The transcript is spliced from 9 exons. Lineage: Eukaryota; Metazoa; Arthropoda; Arachnida; Ixodida; Ixodidae. The coding region runs from base 491 to 1966 and encodes 491 amino acids. Gene Ontology annotation, molecular function: zinc ion transmembrane transporter activity. Gene Ontology annotation, cellular component: membrane. Gene Ontology annotation, biological process: zinc ion import across plasma membrane; intracellular zinc ion homeostasis.